Molecule: messenger RNA, 984 nt
Organism: Sclerotinia borealis F-4128
Lineage: Eukaryota; Fungi; Ascomycota; Leotiomycetes; Helotiales; Sclerotiniaceae
Source: the annotation of a GenBank genome assembly
AUGGCCUCCACCAAGAUCUUGUUUACAGGAGCUACUGGAUAUGUUGGAGGAUCUAUUCUAUCAACCAUUCUUCAACAAGAUGCAGAUUUCCUCUCCAAAUAUUCAUUGUCAGUACUUAUGAGAAAAGAAGAACAGGCGAGGGUGUUUUCUGCCCAAGGAGUAAACACCAUCCUUUUCAGCUCUUUGGACGAUACAGAGUUCCUACAAAAAGUCGCUCGUGAACAUGAUGUUAUCAUCAAUGCUGCUUUUGGGCCUCACACUGCUGCCGCGGUAGCUUUUGUUACUGGUCUCGGUGACCGCAAAAAGCAGACGGGCAAGGAAGUUCAUUAUUUACACAUUUCCGGGACAUCCACAAUGAGUGACCAGCCACUUUCCGGGGCUUUCUUAGAGGACCGAAUUUUCAGCGACACAGAGGAUAUCUUCAGCUAUGAGAAAUACCGAGAAUCAAAAACAAAUUACCCGCUCCGCACAACUGACGUCGCCCUAACCGAAGCCGGCCUUUUGCUAGGAGUGAAUACGACGAUCAUCAUGCCCCCCGAGAUCCACGGUACCGGGUCUGGGUUAUUCAAUGCAAAUUCCAUCCAGGCGCCCGCCGUUGUCCGUCAUGCUCUCAAGCAUGGCCAAGCAGCUUAUAUUGGCGAUGGCAAGGGUAUCUGGGAUUACGUUCAUGUAUCCGACGUGGCAAAUUUGUUCGAGAUCGUAAUUUCCAAGAUCUUAAGAGGCGAGGAAGUUCCCACAGGGACACGGGGCAUUAUUUUCUCUUCCGCGGGAAGAUUCACGUGGCAGCAAUUUUCAGAAUAUGCUGGGGAAGCAUUAUUUAAGCGAGGUGCGAUAUCAAUAAAAGAGGCAAAGAGUAUCACUCUAGAGGAAGCUGGAGAUUGGUAUGGCGGAAGCGCAUAUUAUGUUGAAUUGGCGUUUGCUUCAAACUCGAGAACUAAUGCAGAUGUGGCUAGAGAUUUGGGCUGGGUCCCGAAGAAAACAUAG